This is a messenger RNA of Aricia agestis (brown argus), 3380 nucleotides long. It is a transcript of the gene CalpA, whose product is annotated as calpain-B. Gene Ontology annotation, molecular function: calcium ion binding; calcium-dependent cysteine-type endopeptidase activity. The coding region runs from base 166 to 2952 and encodes 928 amino acids. NCBI's taxonomy places the organism in Eukaryota, Metazoa, Arthropoda, Insecta, Lepidoptera, Lycaenidae. Gene Ontology annotation, biological process: proteolysis. The transcript is spliced from 20 exons. Gene Ontology annotation, cellular component: cytoplasm. The record is from RefSeq and is a predicted model, not a curated record.
GUUAAAAUAUUAAUGGUGUCCUUUCAAACAAUUCAAAUUAGUUUGAUGGUAUUGGUGAAAUAAUAGCGUGCGUCCCAAUCGAUAAUAAAGCUAAUUAAAUAGAAUAGCAGUGUAAAAGUGGUGACUUUUGAAUCUUGAUCCAAGUCAAGAUUUAUUAAAGCUAAAAUGGAGACGAAAGAAGAGAAAUUCGUUAAAGUAGACAAGAAUGAUUUUAAAUCGAUAGUAACGCAUUUCGCGUCGCCGAAAAUAGGACAUGUUGUAGAAACCUGGAAGAGAAAAUCUGUAUCGAUAGUCUCUCCCAAAUCUGGAAGAAUAACCAAACAGCCAGAGAGAGAGAAAGUAGAAGAGAAACAGAGUAGUGGAUUCUUCUCGAAAUUCAAAGCCAAAGUAGCGGAUUUUGAGUAUAAACCGUCUAAUGUAAGAAAGAAUAGCUUCUAUAAACCAUUCUGGGCGACGAAAGUGGUAGAACCAGAUUGUAAGAAAACUGAAAAUGAAAAAGCUAUCGUAUUCAAGAGUAAUAGUUUCGAACCGGAACUAACUAAGAAGGUUGCUACGAAAAAUGAUAAAGCUCUUUCGAAGACUGUUAGUUUCAAAAAUGAACCUAAACUCCUUAAAAAUAAGAUCGGAUUUCGGAGUAGCGUUGAUGAGCAUAAGGAGCAUAGGCUGAAACUACCGGAGUACUACAAGGGAAGCAAAUUGUACCAACCUACGGGCGAAAGAGUUUUUUGGCUCGGUGAGACCCGCCCAUCGUCCUUCGGGCCAGCUAGCUACCAAGACUUCAAGGAUAUUCAGUCCAGGUGCCUCGCUGACGGCAGACUCUUCGAGGAUCCAGAGUUCCCGGCGAUAGACCGCAGCUUGUAUUACAAGGAGCGGCUGGACAGACCGAUCACAUGGCUUCGUCCAGGGGAAAUAGCGGAAAACCCCCAACUCUUCGUGGAGGGGUACAGCCGUUUCGACGUGCAGCAGGGAGAACUUGGCGACUGCUGGCUUCUGGCUGCCGUUGCCAAUUUGACGUUGCACAGGAAACUGUUCUUCCAAGUGGUACCUGAUGAUCAGAGCUUCGAUGAAGAUUACGCUGGAGUAUUUCACUUUAGAUUCUGGCAAUACGGGCGCUGGGUGGACGUGGUAAUCGACGACCGCCUGCCGACUUACCGCGGCAAGCUGGUCUUCCUCCACUCCUCCGAGAGGAACGAGUUCUGGAGCGCGCUGCUGGAGAAGGCAUAUGCCAAACUGCACGGUUCCUACGAGGCCCUGAAAGGCGGUUCCACCUGCGAAGCGAUGGAGGACUUCACCGGAGGAGUCACUGAGAUGUACGAAAUGAAUGAACUGCCUCCUAACUUCUACACCAUUUUGCUGAAGGCGUACGAGAGGAAUUCGCUCAUGGGAUGCAGUAUUGAGCCAGACCCCAACAUCCUCGAAGCCGAAACUCCCGUGGGCCUGAUCCGUGGUCACGCCUACUCCGUCACGCGCGUUAAAUACGUGGACAUCGAGACGCCGGGACGGGCAGGCAAGAUCCCCCUGCUGCGGCUGCGGAACCCCUGGGGGAAUGAGGCGGAGUGGAACGGGCCAUGGAGCGACAAGUCUCCCGAAUGGCGCUACAUCCCCGAGUCAGAAAAGGAAGAGCUUGGGCUGACGUUUGACGACGAUGGCGAGUUCUGGAUGAGCUUCAAGGACUUCGCGCAGCACUUCGACAGAGUGGAGAUUUGCAAUUUGAACCCCGAUUCCCUGGACCCUGAAGAGUGUCCGGAAGGCUGCACCAAGAAGUGGGAGAUGUCUGUGUUCGAGGGAGAAUGGGUCAGAGGUGUGACGGCCGGCGGGUGUCGCAAUUAUCUGGAGACGUUCUGGCGCAACCCGCAGUACACCGUCACACUGACUGACGUGGACGAAGAUGAUGCUGAUAACAAGUGUACUAUAAUAGUAGCCCUCAUGCAAAAGAACCGUCGCUCGCAACGCCACCAGGGUCUAGAAUGUCUGACCAUCGGAUUCGCCGUAUACGCUCUCCCCGCUUACGGCCACGUGCCCAAGCCGUUGGACGUGAACUUCUUUAAAUACAACGCGUCCGUCGGUCGCUCGCAAGCCUUCAUCAACUUGAGGGAGGUCAGCGCACGUUUCAAGCUGGACCCGGGCAGCUACGUCAUUGUGCCUUCCACCUUCGAGCCUGAUGAGGAGGGAGAGUUCCUGCUGCGAGUGUUCUCCGAGAAGACCAAUAACAUGAGCGAGAACGACGAAGACAUCGGUAUGAGCGAUGUUGACGAUAGGGUGAAAGAAGUGCUCCCCGACCCUGAACCUACGGACCCAGUGAGAGAUUUCUUCAACCGCCUUGCUGGUAGCGACGGAGAGGUGGAUUGGCAGGAGUUGAAGGAGAUAUUGGAUUACGCCAUGAGAGAGGAACUAGGCACGAAAGGCUUCGAUGGGGGCGGAACACAAGGGACACCAGGUGGGGCCGGCGAACAGUCGUGCCUCGAGCAGCUGCUGUGCGCCCUCUGUGCCCCCAUCUGCAAGGAGAUCGGCAUUGACCUGCAGCAAGUUGCUGCACCACCAACGACCACCACAGAACAGGUGCACCUGACGCAGCCGCAGACAGAAUUACGCGGUGAAGAUUUCUCGAAGGAGGCUUGUAGGAGCAUGGUGGCCAUGUUGGACAAAGACAAUUCGGGUGGUCUAGGCUUUGAGGAGUUCAAAUCUCUGUGGAUUGAUUUAAGAAAAUGGAGGGCCACUUUCCGUCUAUACGCGGGUACCGGCGGCGCGAUUCCCGCUGAGAGACUGAGGGAUGCGCUGCACUCCGCCGGCUACACGGUCAACGCUCAUGUACUCAAUGUACUGGCUCACAGAUAUUCAAGCGACGGUUAUAUUCAUUUCAACGACUUCAUCAUGUGCGCUGUGCGACUCAAGACCAUGAUCGCGAACAACGAACCGUUGGAGAGCUUGGAACGAGAGCUGCAAGUGCCGUGAACGACGACAGACAAAUGCCUUCCAAGGACGGUCAUCAGGUGGUGACUACGCUACUUUCUCUCUCGAAGAUUGGCUGAAUCGCACAGUAUACUCAUAGACACCGAAUUGCCUUAAAAAGUCACAAAUACGGGUAUAAUAGUGUUAACAUAAUACUGACCAGUAUAAUCGCAUUUUUAAUGUAGCAACACUAUGUAUAAAUGGAAUUUUUUUGACAUUUGUUUUUUUUUUUAUAUUUCUGGUCAGUAAGCAAAUAAGUGUUCCCAUAAGUACGUGUCAAACGCUAGAAUCUAUAGAAAAUAUUUUUGUAUCCACCGAAUUUCAUUCCACUGUGCGAAGCUAAGUUCAAGAGAUGCAUUUUACUUUGCAGUUUAUUUAUUCGUAUGACAAUUUUAUAUUAUAUUGAGAUCUGAAUAUAUGGUUUUUUAUUU